Aspergillus costaricaensis CBS 115574 is the source of this 4415-nucleotide messenger RNA. RefSeq names its product putative ABC multidrug transporter. The coding region runs from base 60 to 4322 and encodes 1420 amino acids. The record is from RefSeq and is a predicted model, not a curated record. Gene Ontology annotation, molecular function: ABC-type transporter activity; ATP binding; ATP hydrolysis activity. Lineage: Eukaryota; Fungi; Ascomycota; Eurotiomycetes; Eurotiales; Aspergillaceae. Gene Ontology annotation, biological process: transmembrane transport. Gene Ontology annotation, cellular component: membrane. The transcript is spliced from 2 exons.
CGACAGGGUGACCCUUGACUUUCACAGCAUCGUCAAGUCAUCCUUCAUUAUACCCCACCAUGGCGGAGGAUCAGGAGAAAGUCUCCUACACCCUCGGGGUUCCCGAAGGCAAGGAAGAUACCGACAGCACCGCUACCGUCCUCGAUGAAGAUCCCACCGUCACCCCUCGCAACCCCGGUGCCAGUCGUGCCGAUGGCUGGGCCUUGAUGUCCCAGGUCAAGCAGCAGAACGAGCGGGACAUGCAAUCCGGCUUCAAACGCAAGGAACUUGGUGUCACCUGGAAGGACCUUUCCGUCGAAGUCGUCAGCGCCGAGGCCGCCGUCAACGAGAAUUUCCUGUCCCAGUUCAACAUCCCUCAGCACAUCAAGGAGUCCAAGAACAAGCCGCCGUUGCGUUCCAUCCUCUCCAACAGCCAUGGCUGUGUCAAACCCGGAGAGAUGCUUUUGGUUUUGGGUCGGCCUGGCUCCGGUUGCACCACCCUUUUGAAGAUGCUGUCCAAUCGACGCCUCGGUUACAAGUCGAUUGAAGGUGACGUUCACUAUGGAUCCUUGACAUCGGAUGAGGCAGCCCAGUACCGCGGCCAGAUUGUCAUGAACACCGAGGAGGAAAUCUUCUUCCCCACCUUGACCGUGGGCCAGACUAUGGAUUUUGCGACUCGUCUCAAGAUUCCCUUCAACCUGCCCAACGGCGUCGAGUCCCCCGAAGCCUAUCGCCAGGAAGCCAAGAAAUUCCUUCUCGAAUCCAUGGGCAUCUCGCAUACGAACGAUACCAAAGUGGGCAAUGAAUACGUGCGUGGUGUCUCGGGUGGUGAGCGUAAGCGUGUCUCCAUUAUCGAGUGUCUUGCGACUCGUGGUUCCGUUUUCUGCUGGGAUAACAGCACGCGUGGUUUGGAUGCCAGCACGGCCCUCGAAUGGACCAAGGCUGUUCGUGCCAUGACGGAUGUGUUGGGUCUGUCUUCCAUUGUAACCCUUUACCAGGCCGGAAACGGUAUCUACGACCUGUUCGACAAGGUGCUCGUGUUGGAUGAAGGCAAGGAGAUCUACUAUGGCCCCAUGACCCAGGCGCGUCCCUUCAUGGAGGAUCUGGGCUUUGCUUGCCGCGAGGGUUCCAACGUCGCCGACUACCUUACCGGUGUCACGGUCCCCACCGAACGCAUUAUCAGACCAGGCUACGAGAAUCGCUUCCCUAGAAACGCGGACAUGAUUCUCGCUGAAUACCAAAAGUCGCCUAUUUAUACGCAGAUGAUCUCCGAAUACGACUACCCCGACACUGACCUGGCCCGCCAGCGCACUGCCGAAUUCAAGGAAUCCGUCGCCCAAGAGAAGAACAAGAAACUUUCCAAGACAAGUCCCUUGACGGUUGACUUCAUCGACCAGGUCAAGACCUGCAUUAUCCGCCAGUAUCAAAUCAUCUGGGGUGACAAAGCCACAUUUUUCAUCAAGCAGAUCUCUACCUUGGUUCAGGCGUUGAUUGCUGGUUCACUGUUCUACAAUGCCCCUAAUAACUCGGGUGGUUUGUUUGUCAAGUCCGGUGCUCUGUUCUUCUCCCUGCUCUAUAACAGUCUUCUGGCCAUGUCCGAAGUCACCGACUCAUUCAGCGGUCGCCCGAUUCUGGUCAAACACAAAGGCUUCGCGUACUACCACCCCGCCGCCUUUUGUAUCGCUCAGAUUACUGCCGACAUUCCGGUUCUCUUGUUCCAAAUCAGCGUGUUCUCCAUCGUGGUUUACUUCAUGGUUGGCCUCACCAUGUCCGCCAGCGCGUUCUUUACCUACUGGAUCCUUGUCUUCACUGCAACUAUGGCCAUGACAGCGCUGUUCCGCGCGGUCGGCGCGCUUUUCAGCACGUUCGAUGGCGCCUCCAAGGUCUCUGGUUUCCUCAUCUCGGCUCUGAUCAUGUACACCGGUUACAUGAUCAAGAAGCCCCAGAUGCACCCUUGGUUCGGCUGGAUUUACUGGAUCAACCCCAUGGCUUACGGUUUCGAUGCGCUGCUCUCCAACGAAUUCCACGGAAAGAUCAUUCCUUGUGUGGGAACCAACCUCAUUCCCAGUGGAGAGGGCUACGGUGGAGACGGGCACCAAUCAUGCGCCGGUGUUGGUGGUGCCAUCCCCGGAAGCACCUAUGUCACUGGUGAUCAAUACCUGGCUUCCCUAUCCUACAGCCAUACCCAUGUCUGGCGCAACUUCGGUAUCCUCUGGGCUUGGUGGGCGCUCUUUGCUGCCGCCACCAUCAUCGCGACGUCCCGCUGGAAGUCUCCCGGUGAGAGCGGUUCCUCCCUUCUCAUCCCGCGCGAAAGGGUCGAUGCCCAUCGCCAGGUUGCCCGCCCCGACGAGGAAUCCCAGGUCGACGAGAAAGCCAAGAAGCCCCAUGGUGACAAUUGCCAGAGUGAAAGUGACCUUGACAAGCAGCUGGUUCGAAACACCUCUGUUUUCACCUGGAAGGAUCUCACCUACACGGUCAAGACCCCUAGUGGCGAUCGCGUGCUCCUCGACAAGGUAUACGGAUGGGUGAAGCCUGGCAUGCUGGGUGCCCUGAUGGGUUCCUCUGGUGCGGGUAAAACUACUCUCCUGGACGUGUUGGCUCAGCGUAAGACUGAAGGUACCAUUCAUGGCUCCGUCCUCGUUGACGGUCGUCCUCUGCCUGUUUCCUUCCAGCGCUCUGCCGGUUACUGUGAGCAACUUGAUGUCCACGAGCCUUUUGCCACUGUCCGUGAGGCCUUGGAAUUCUCCGCCCUGCUCCGCCAGCCUCGCCAUGUGCCUGCUGAGGAGAAGCUCAAGUAUGUUGAUACCAUCAUUGAACUUCUUGAACUGCAUGAUAUCGCCGAUACCCUUAUUGGUCGCGUCGGAAACGGACUGAGCGUUGAACAACGCAAGCGUGUCACUAUCGGUGUCGAGUUGGUCUCGAAGCCCAGCAUUCUCAUCUUCCUGGACGAACCCACCUCCGGUCUUGAUGGCCAGUCUGCUUACAACACUGUCCGUUUCCUGCGCAAGCUCGCCGACGUCGGCCAAGCUGUGCUCGUCACCAUCCACCAGCCCUCUGCGCAACUCUUUGCUGAAUUCGACACCCUACUCCUCCUCGCCAAGGGUGGAAAGAUGGUCUACUUCGGUGACAUUGGUGACAACGGCCAAACUGUCAAGGACUACUUUGCUCGCUACGGCGCCCCCUGUCCCGCAGAAACCAACCCGGCCGAGCAUAUGAUCGACGUGGUCUCCGGCGCGCUCUCCCAAGGUCGCGACUGGCAUCAAGUCUGGAAGGAUUCUCCCGAGCACACCAACUCCCUCAAGGAACUCGACUCCAUUGUUGACGACGCCGCCUCCAAGCCCCCUGGUACCGUCGACGACGGCAACGAAUUCGCCAUGCCCCUCUGGCAGCAAACCCUCAUUGUGACCAAGCGCUCCUGCGUCGCAGUCUACCGUAACACCGACUACGUGAACAACAAGCUGGCCCUCCACGUCGGCUCGGCCCUCUUCAACGGCUUUUCCUUCUGGAUGAUUGGCAACCACGUCGGCGCUCUCCAACUCCGUCUCUUCACCAUCUUCAACUUUAUCUUCGUCGCCCCUGGUGUUAUCAACCAACUGCAGCCCCUUUUCCUGGAACGCCGCGACAUCUAUGACGCUCGUGAAAAGAAAUCUAAAAUGUACUCCUGGAUUGCCUUCGUGACUGGCCUUAUCGUCUCCGAACUCCCCUACCUCUGCAUCUGCGCCGUCCUCUACUUCGCCUGCUGGUACUACACCGUCGGCUUCCCCUCGGAUAGCAACAAAUCCGGCGCUGUCUUCUUCGUCAUGCUGAUGUACGAGUUCGUCUACACGGGUAUCGGUCAAUUCGUCUCCGCGUACGCCCCCAACGCCAUCUUCGCCUCGCUCAUCAACCCGGUCAUCAUCGGAACCCUUGCCUCUUUCUGCGGUGUCCUAGUCCCCUACACCCAGAUUCAAGAAUUCUGGCGCUACUGGAUUUACUACCUCGACCCCUUCAACUACCUCAUGGGCAGUCUCCUGGUCUUCACCACCUUCGACACACCCGUCCGCUGCAAGGAGUCCGAAUUUGCCAUCUUCGAUCCUCCCAACGGCUCGACGUGCGCCCAGUACCUCCAGGAUUACAUGAUGGGCGCCGGCGCGCGCAUGAACCUCAUCAACCCGGACGCCACGGCUGACUGCCACGUCUGCGAGUACACGCGCGGAAGCGAUUACCUGUAUACCAUCAACCUGAAGGAUUACUACUACGGGUGGAGAGAUGCUGCGAUCGUCGCUUUGUUCGCGAUUAGCUCAUAUGCCUUGGUGUAUGUGCUGAUGAAGUUGAGGACCAAGGCGUCGAAGCAUGCUGAGUAGAGAGUUUUUUUCUCGCCUCGCUUUCCCCUAUUGGCAUUCGGUCAGUCCAAGGAUGGCUGGCCGACUAUUAUAGACGUACAUAUGCAUACAUAC